GCUUGGCAAAAUUACCGACGGAUGGCGAGGCGUAAAGGGACCGGUAUUUGUGGCCGGUGAUUGGGCGACAGGGCCGGGGAUGGGGGAGAUGACAGGACGUGACAAUACAGGCCGGGUGAGCGUGAGGUGGCCUCUUUCUGGCAACUCGCGACCUCGACUCCUCCGACUCGCUCACGACCUCAUUUUCCUUCCACCUCCGUCGAUCCAUCUGGUCAAUCCUCCUCUUCUCUUCUCCUCUUCAAUUCUCUCUAAUUCUCUACAACGCUCUUUAAUUUUUGCUUUUCUUUCACUUUCACAUCCAAUCUCUUCAAAAUGCUUGACCCGUCCUCCCCGUCAGCUUGGUCAAUUGCCCGGAGAAAUCAUACUGACCGAUUCUACCAUCAGGCCUCUCCUCGUGCUGCUUCUCCCCUGACCUCCGGUGCUGAAUCCGGCCCUGACUCCAAGUCGGCCGGUGCUGGUGCCGCCGCCGGAUCUGCGUCCGCCAUCAACCGUCCUUCGUCGCCUACUCCCCCCGGUGGUCCUCGCGCUGCCUUGCGUCGCCGUGCGGCCGCCGACCACAAGGAGUCUCUGCGCAAUGUUCGACCUAGCUCGACUCGCUCUGCCGGCGCCGGCGGUUCCUCGGGCACUAUGCUCAAGCUCUACACCGACGAGAGCCCUGGUCUGCGUGUUGACCCCGUCGUUGUGUUGGUUCUGAGUCUGGGAUUCAUCUUCUCGGUUGUUGGCCUGCACGUCAUUGCCAAGAUCACCCGCAAGUUCUCCUCGUAAGCCGAUUCUCAAAUGCAACGCGAUCGCACCGUCUCGUCACUGCGUUUCGCCUUUGCCGUCGUCCAAUCCGGCUCAAGCGACGGACGCAUAUGCGACAAACA
Aspergillus steynii IBT 23096 is the source of this 866-nucleotide messenger RNA. RefSeq names its product SEC61-beta family protein. The record is from RefSeq and is a predicted model, not a curated record. Gene Ontology annotation, biological process: intracellular protein transport. The coding region runs from base 313 to 765 and encodes 150 amino acids. Lineage: Eukaryota; Fungi; Ascomycota; Eurotiomycetes; Eurotiales; Aspergillaceae. Gene Ontology annotation, cellular component: Sec61 translocon complex. The transcript has 3 exons.